Messenger RNA from Pseudopodoces humilis (Tibetan ground-tit), 3020 nucleotides. RefSeq names its product aryl hydrocarbon receptor (gene AHR). Gene Ontology annotation, molecular function: protein dimerization activity; transcription cis-regulatory region binding; nuclear receptor activity. Gene Ontology annotation, biological process: xenobiotic metabolic process; regulation of transcription by RNA polymerase II; response to xenobiotic stimulus. NCBI's taxonomy places the organism in Eukaryota, Metazoa, Chordata, Aves, Passeriformes, Paridae. The record is from RefSeq and is a predicted model, not a curated record. Gene Ontology annotation, cellular component: aryl hydrocarbon receptor complex; nucleus.
CGGCGCCCGCGGCGCGGGGAGCUAGAGCCGCGGCAGGAUGAACCCCAAUGUCACCUACGCCAGUCGCAAGCGGCGGAAACCUGUGCAGAAAAUCGUAAAGCCGUCCCCGGCUGAAGGAGUCAAGUCCAAUCCAUCCAAGAGACACAGGGACCGCUUGAAUGCGGAGCUGGACCGCUUGGCGAGCCUGCUGCCUUUCCCUCAAGAUGUUAUCGCCAAAUUGGAUAAGCUGUCUGUGCUCAGGCUUAGCGUCAGUUACCUGAGAGCUAAAAGUUUUUUUGACGUUGCAUUAAAAUCAUCUAGCUCUACCAGACCAGAAAGAAAUGGCAUUCAGGAAACCUCUAGAACAGGAAAGUGUGGAGAAGGGAUGCAGAUCCUGGAAGGAGAACUCCUGUUGCAGGCAUUAAAUGGAUUUGUGUUAGUUGUUACAGCAGAUGCUCUGGUUUUUUACGUCUCUUCUACUAUCCAAGACUACUUGGGAUUCCAACAAUCGGAUAUUAUACAUCAGAGUGUAUUUGAAUUGAUUCACACAGAAGACAGACCUGAGUUUCAACGACAGCUACAUUGGGCAUUAAAUCCUGCCCAGUCAGAUGAUUCUGGACCAAGUGUACAAGGAGAUAAUGGCUUUUCACAGCCAGCAACCUAUUAUAACCCAGACCAACUUCCUCCGGAGAAUUCUUCCUUUAUGGAAAGGAAUUUCAUCUGCAGGUUACGAUGUCUCCUGGAUAAUUCAUCUGGAUUCCUGGCUAUGAAUUUUCAAGGACGAUUGAAGUUUCUCCACGGACAAAACAAGAAAGGGAAGGAUGGUGCUGCUUUGUCUCCUCAGCUUGCACUGUUUGCAGUAGCUACUCCCCUGCAGCCACCAUCUAUCCUUGAGAUACGGACCAAGAACUUCAUCUUCAGAACUAAACACAAGCUGGAUUUCACACCUACUGGCUGUGAUGCAAAAGGAAAGAUUGUCCUGGGAUACACCGAAGCAGAGCUGUGUAUGAGAGGAACAGGAUACCAGUUUAUUCAUGCAGCUGAUAUGCUUUAUUGUGCUGAAAACCACAUACGAAUGAUGAAGACAGGUGAGAGUGGAAUGACUGUAUUUAGGCUUCUAACCAAAGAAAAUCGAUGGGCCUGGGUACAGGCAAAUGCACGUCUUGUCUACAAAAAUGGAAGACCAGAUUACAUCAUUGCCACACAGAGACCUCUUACAGAUGAAGAAGGGGCAGAACAUCUACGGAAGCGUAACAUGAAGUUGCCCUUCAUGUUUGCCACUGGUGAGGCUGUGUUGUAUGAGGUGUCUUUGCCUAUGUCGAGCCUUAUGGACCCCUCUCAACCGAAGAGUAAAAGCACAGUGGGAAAAGGAGCCAAAGCAACGCUACACGAUGAUUCUGUGGAUCCAAACUCCCUCCUAGGUGUCAUGUUAAGGCAAGAUGAGUCUGUUUAUCUCUGCCCUCCAGCAUCACAUAAACUUUCUUUUGAGCGGAACUUCUUUGCAGACAGUAGGGAUGAACUGGGUGGUGUUGUUAGCAGUGGCUGGACAGACAAUCUCCUGCCUGCUGGAAAUCACAACAUUCUCAAACGGGAGCUGAUGGAGUGUUCCCAGGACAGUGUUCCACUUCCUGAAGACAGUGCAGCACUCUUUCAGGAUAACAAAACCAGUGACCUGUACAGCAUCAUGAAAAAUCUGGGUAUUGACUUUGAAGAUCUUAAGUGUAUUCAGCAGGAUGAGGAGUUUUUUAAAACUGAAUUAUCCGAUGUGGAUGAUAUUGGGGACAUCAACAUAACUGAUGAAAUCCUGACUUAUGUUCAGGAUUCCUUAAAUAAAUCUGACUUCUUAUAUUCAGACUGUAAUCAGCAGCAGCCCUUGGUCCAGAAUGAAGGUUGCAUGGUACAGCAGGACUUAGACCCACAUCAACUUCAUCAGCACCAGAAACAGCUUGUGGAACAGCAACAACAGCAGCAGCAACAGCAGCUCUGUCAAAAGAUGAAACAUAUGCAAGUCAAUGGGAUGUUCACAAACUGGAGCUCUGGCAUGCCUCUUAGCUGCUCACAGCAGCAGCCCCAGCAAUACGUGUUCCCUGGCAUGCAUGCCAGCACAUCUGAGUUCUCUUACAAAUCAGAAGUUAACACUUCCCCUUAUGAGUGUAGGCAAGACUUUGUUCCUUACAAGCAACCCACAGCAAUGAUGCCACAGCUUUCUAAUUUUGCCCAAAUGGAUUUUCCUGCAGCGGGUUUUGAUGGAUCGACCUAUUCUGCUUCUUCCAACUUCGAGGAUUUUCUCAGCUGUUUGCAGCAAGUCCCUGAGAACCUUGAGUGUGGGAUAAACUCUGAGUCGGUUCUGCUCACUCCUCAAACUUGCUAUGCAGGCGCUGUUUCUAUGUACCCGUGCACACAGGAGGCACAGCCCAGCUGUGUGGAUCAAAUGCAGUAUGAUCCCAUGAUGACGAAUCAACAACAACAAACAUUGGGGAACAAGUUCCAAAAUGGUUUCAAUGGAGGAAAUGUAAAUGAAUCAUAUCCCUCUCAGUUAGAUGUGAUCAGUAAUGCACAGACUGCCACACAUCUUCAGCCUCUUCAUCAUCCAAAAGAACCCAGAUCCUUCUCAGAUUUGGCAUCUAGUGGAUUUAUGUGAUUCAGAUCUAGAGCUCCAUCUGUGAUUUUGUCUGGGCGUCAGGUUGCUCUGAGGAAAAGCUUGAUAAGUCUCUCUUUGAGGGUUAGACUUUACCAGCUAAAUUACAUUUUGAGAAUAUGAGGUUGGUUGCACUAUAUAUGGGUGGAUAUGUAAUUCAAGACCUGGCUUUUUGGAAUGACAGGUGGAAUUAAAUCUUCCAAUUGAAAGUAAGCAUGUGCUGUUUUCCAUCAGGCUGACUGUGUCCUUGCAGUAUGGAUUGCGUACAUACUACAGACUAUGUCAUGCUAUACAACAUAAGAUAAGGCAAAUGGUUUUGUUGUUUAGAAAAUUGGGCACUUUACAAAUAGCACUGAUGGCACAAGGAAGGUGAUUUCACACGUGGAUUAUUUCCAGACUUUAU